AUGGAAGGGACACUGACGGCCCGGGACAAGGUCGGGGUGCAGGAUUUUGUGCUGCUGGAUGCACACACCAGUGAAUCUGCCUUUGUGGACAAUCUUCGCCAGCGUUUCAGCAAGAACCUCAUAUAUACCUACAUUGGGACGCUCCUUGUGUCUGUGAAUCCAUACCAGGAGCUUGGGAUCUACACUGUGAGCCAGAUGGAACUCUACCAAGGGGUCAAUUUCUUUGAACUGCCACCUCAUGUCUAUGCCAUCGCUGACAAUGCUUACCGUACGAUGUGCUCCGAGCUGAACAACCACUUCAUCCUCAUUUCUGGAGAGAGCGGAGCAGGGAAAACAGAGGCCUCCAAGAAGAUCCUCCAGUACUUUGCAGUGACCUGCCCAAUGACUGGGUCACUGCAAAUCGCCCGUGACAGGCUGCUGCUCUCCACCCCAGUGCUUGAGGCUUUUGGAAAUGCCAAGACCCUCCAGAAUGACAACUCCAGCAGAUUUGGAAAAUACAUGGACAUACAGUUCGACUUUCAGGGUGUUCCCGUAGGCGGGCAUAUCAUCGGUUACUUGAUAGAAAAGUCCCGAGUCGUCUAUCAGAACGAGGGGGAGCGGAAUUUCCACGUCUUCUACCAGCUGCUGGCGGGUGGUGAAGCGGAGCGCCUCGCUUACCUGGGGCUCCAGCGAGAUCCCCAGCUGUACAAAUACCUCUCGCAGGGUCAUUGUGCCAAAGACACAUCUAUCAAUGACAAGAAUGACUGGAAAGCCGUUUCCAGCGCCUUUUCUGUCAUCGAUUUUAAUGACGCUGACCUGGAGAGCCUCUUUGGAAUUAUUGGCAGUGUCCUGCACCUGGGGAACAUUUGUUUUGAGGAAGAUGAGCAAGGCUGUGCCAUCAUCCCAGACACUCAUGAGAUUAAAUGGAUCGCCAAGCUCCUGGGGGUCCACCCAUCAGUUCUUCUGGAAGCCCUCACCCACAGAAAGAUCGAAGCCAAAACGGAGGAGGUGAUAUGCCCGCUGACCGUAGCACUCUCUGUCUACGCUAGGGAUGCAAUGGCCAAGGCUAUGUACGGACGAACAUUUACCUGGCUGGUGAACAAAAUCAACUCCUCCUUAGUUAACAAGGAUUUCACCCAAAAAACUGGGAUUGGACUGCUGGAUAUAUAUGGUUUUGAAGUCUUCGACAAGAAUGGCUUUGAACAGUUCUGCAUAAAUUACUGCAAUGAGAAGCUCCAGCAGCUGCUGACAGAGCGGACUCUGCAAGCCGAACAGGCAGAGUACGAGGCGGAAGGCAUCCAGUGGGAGCCAAUUCAGUACUUCAACAACAAGAUCAUCUGUGAUUUGGUAGAGGAGAGACACAAAGGAAUCAUAUCCAUUCUGGAUGAAGAGUGUAUCCGUCCAGGUCCUGCUACAGACUUCAGCUUCCUGGAGAAACUGGAGGAGAAAGUGGGCAACCACGCACACUUCCAAACCCGGAAGCUGGCUGGCCCCAAGGGCAGAAGGAGGAUUGGCUGGAUGGAGUUCCGGCUCCUCCACUACGCGGGAGAGGUCACCUACUGCACCAAGGGAUUCUUGGAAAAAAACAAUGAUCUCCUUUACAGACACCUGAAAGAAGUGCUGUGCAGCUCCAAGAACAGCAUCCUGAGGGAGUGCUUCCUGGUGACCGAGCUAGAAAACCGGAGAAGGCCACCAACGGUGGCGACUCAGUUUAAGAACAGCCUGAGCAGCCUCUUGGAAAUUCUCAUCUCCAAGGAGCCCUCAUACAUCCGCUGCAUCAAGCCCAACGCGAGGAAAGAACCCAGCAAGUUUGAUGACUUCCUCAUAAGACAUCAGAUCAAGUACCUGGGGCUAAUGGAGCACCUUCGGGUGAGACGGGCGGGCUUUGCAUACCGGCGGAAGUAUGAGCACUUCUUACAACGGUACAAGUCCUUGUGCCCAGACACCUGGCCACACUGGCAUGGGCCCCCAGGAGAGGGUGUAGAACGACUGAUCAGGUACAUCGGCUACAAACCCGAAGAGUACAAGUUAGGGAAAACCAAGAUAUUCAUUCGUUUCCCCAGAACUCUGUUUGCUACUGAAGAUGCCUUUGAAUUUAGUAAACAUCAACUAGUUGCGAGAAUCCAAGCCACAUACAAAGGCUGCCUAGGAAGAAGAGAAUAUGUGAGAAAAAGACAAGCAGCCACCAAACUGGAAGCCCACUGGCGUGGAGCCCUGGCUCGGAAGGAGAUCAAGAGGAGAAAGUGGGCUGUGCAGAUAAUAAGAAGGUUCAUCACGGGAUUCAUCAAUCGCUACAAACCCCUUUGUCCUGACAAUGAGGAGUUCAUAGUGUUCGUGCGGAGGAAUUACAUCCUGAACCUGCGGUAUCACGUUCCAAAGGACGUGUUGGACAAGAGCUGGCUGAGGCCUCCUGGCAUCUUGGAAAACGCUUCAGAUCUGCUCAGGAAAAUGUGCACCAGGAACCUGGUUCGGAAGUACUGCCGUGGGGUCACUGCUGAGUGGAAAGCCAUGAUGCAGCAAAAGGUGGUUGCAAGUGAAAUAUUCAGGGGAAAGAAAGAAGGCUAUGCACAAAGUUUAAACCAGCCCUUUGCCAACAGUCGGAUAGAUGAAGGAGACAUUAAUCCCAAAGUGCUUCAAUUAAUUGGCAGUGAGAAAAUCCAGUAUGGGGUCCCAGUCAUCAAGUAUGACAGGAAAGGCUUUAAGGCGCGGCAACGGCAACUCAUCCUUACUCAGAAAGCAGCUUACGUGGUAGAACUUGCCAAAGUCAAGCAGAAAAUAGAGUACUCAGCACUCAAAGGUGUCUCUACUAGCAAUCUGAGUGAUGGAAUCUUGGUCAUUCAUGUUUCCCCAGAGGACCACAAGCAAAAGGGGGACGCCAUCUUACAAUGUGAGCAUGUAUUUGAAGCAGUUACUAAACUUGUCAUGCUGGUUAAGGAGGAGAAUGUUGUACAUGUUGUUCAAGGAAGCUUACAGUUUUAUAUCAGUCCUGGAAAAGAAGGCACAAUAGUUUUCGACUCUGGAUCAGAAGAACAAGUUUAUAAAGAUAAAAAUGGACAGCUAACAGUGGUGUCAGUCCGGAGGAAGUCCUGAUAGAGGAUGACAUCUGACCUCUACCAUCACCAUUUCUGUUCUGAGGAAAGUACCAGGAGAAGCAGAAUUUGAUCCAGUUAGCUACAUCUUCAGGGAAAAUGCCAGCGGCUCUUGGAAAAGGACCACACCUGAGGAAACCGAGUGAUGUGUUCCACCAAAGCCUGACCCCAGCUUUUCAGUGGCCAGAGUCACUAUAAUAAAAUGUCUUCUUCAGGGACCCAAGCUCCACUUGUCCAAAGGAUGGUUUUAAAUGUCCCCAGCACGACCUACAUG
Messenger RNA from Castor canadensis (American beaver), 3342 nucleotides. RefSeq names its product myosin IH (gene Myo1h). Gene Ontology annotation, cellular component: microvillus; myosin complex; plasma membrane. The record is from RefSeq and is a predicted model, not a curated record. Lineage: Eukaryota; Metazoa; Chordata; Mammalia; Rodentia; Castoridae. Gene Ontology annotation, biological process: endocytosis; actin filament organization; actin filament-based movement. Gene Ontology annotation, molecular function: actin filament binding; microfilament motor activity; ATP binding.